AUGCUGUCGUCCCUGAAGACCCUGCUGCUGCUCUCGGUCCUGUGCACACCGACCUCCAGCCUGUGCCUCCGCCUCUACCACACCCGCCCCGACCUCCUCUGUAACGACCAGCUGACAGUCGGGGUCCGGGACGAGAACGAGCCGGGUUACAUCCCCAUGGACGGCUGGGGAUCCCUCUUGCAGUCCGAGGAGUAUCUCUCCUCCUCCUCUUCUUCUUCUGCCGAGUCCAGUCGGGAAAAAAGGACUUCAAGUCCCGCAAACUACCGCUUCAUGAGCCGGACGAAGCUCAGAGGGCAGAUGCUCCGCAACAGCAGCAAGGGGGACCGCAGGAGCAGGCUGACCCUGUCCCUGGACGUCCCGACUAACAUCAUGAACGUCCUCUUUGAUGUGGCCAAAGCCAAAAACCUGCGCGCCAAGGCGGCUGAGAACGCGCGCCUCCUGGCUCAGAUUGGACGGAGAAAGUGA
Scomber japonicus (chub mackerel) is the source of this 465-nucleotide messenger RNA. RefSeq names its product urocortin 3, like (gene ucn3l). The record is from RefSeq and is a predicted model, not a curated record. Gene Ontology annotation, cellular component: extracellular region. The coding region runs from base 1 to 465 and encodes 154 amino acids. Gene Ontology annotation, biological process: cellular response to nutrient levels; adenylate cyclase-activating G protein-coupled receptor signaling pathway; hormone-mediated signaling pathway. The transcript has a single exon. NCBI's taxonomy places the organism in Eukaryota, Metazoa, Chordata, Actinopteri, Scombriformes, Scombridae. Gene Ontology annotation, molecular function: corticotropin-releasing hormone receptor 2 binding; hormone activity.